AUGACUGCUCGUCGAACCAACAAUAGUUUGGCUGCUCAUUUGGAUGGGGAGAACUCGUCAUCGGAUACCCUUUUGCACGCCGAGUCGUCUGGUCCUUCGUCGCUCGCUUCUGUGGCAAACACGGCGCCACAAACAUCUUCGACAGUUUCCGCUCUAGUUGUUGCUGCUGGUAUCCACGAUCCCGCUCUAAUCGCUGCAAUCGUCGAUGCCGUGAAAGCCUCGUUAGCGGCAGAAAAAGGUCCUGGUUCUAGCUCGAGCAAUCUGCGUGGAAAUUCUGAUAGCGUGGAGCCACAAGCAGCUUUUGGGGGCGUUCCCGCCCCAUCGCCCAGUUUGUCGCAGCAAACGGCGACCUUUCUAGCUUCUGGAGGCGCCUUUCCGGAGCAACAGGCGAUAUCUUCACCUUCAGCCACGCAAGGUAGGCCUAAUUUUACGGUGCCAUCUUUUGUUGCCACUUUUGCAACCCCGCGGUCGCCGAUUUUAAGCACGUCGAUCACGGCGGGCGCUUCUGUCCCGGUGCCACUCAGCGACAGCACCUUGGCUGCAAACCUGCCAUCGGGACCGCCACUCCAACAGCCGUUUGUAGUUGGCCCCGGUUUUUCACCAAUUCCGGCGAAAACGGUUAGCCAAAUUGUUGCCGGCAAGUACGUGGAUUUGGGAGAUUUGCUGUCAGUCAACAUUGUUCAGACUGAGCCGGAAUCGCAAGCAUUCCUGGACGGCCGGUUAGUGUUUUUGCCAAGCGCUAAAAAGCAACGUCGACGCAUUGAGGAUAUCGUGACCUGGUCCGAAGCCUUUACAAUUUUUACGCUGAUUUUGACGUCUUAUUUUCCGCACCGCUGGAAAGAUUUAACUUCUUACAAGCCUCUCAUCCUGCGCACGUACCGCCAGUUCAGUGGUCGUGUUUGGCUGGCCUACGAUCAGGCCUUCCGCCAGCACGCUGCGGCGACAAAGCUCGUGGACUGGUCGACCAUGAACGUUCAGCUUUACAAUUUUCACACUGCUGGGGCCUCUGUGCGUUCUGGGUCUGGUGGUUCCUUGAGCGAGCUACCCGAACCAUCUGGAGCUGACUCCUCCCAGGUCAUUUGCCGGUCUUGGAACAGGGGCCGCUGUUCGGCACAAUUUGCUUCGUGUCGGUUUGCCCUACGCUGCAGCACCUGUGCAGGUUCCCACCGUGCGUCAGAAUGCUCCCGUCGUUUUGACAAAACGUUGUCACACGAUCGCAAACGUAGAUCGGCUUCUCCUCCCUCCGUGCCCUCGUCCACCUCGAAAACCAGGCGUUAA
This is a messenger RNA of Porites evermanni, 1278 nucleotides long. Lineage: Eukaryota; Metazoa; Cnidaria; Anthozoa; Scleractinia; Poritidae. The record is from the annotation of a GenBank genome assembly.